Molecule: messenger RNA, 1021 nt
Organism: Coregonus clupeaformis (lake whitefish)
Lineage: Eukaryota; Metazoa; Chordata; Actinopteri; Salmoniformes; Salmonidae
Gene: ebi3
Product: Epstein-Barr virus induced 3
Exons: 5
Coding region: 80-871 (263 amino acids)
Biological process (GO): cytokine-mediated signaling pathway
Cellular component (GO): external side of plasma membrane; signaling receptor complex; membrane
Molecular function (GO): cytokine binding; cytokine receptor activity
Source: RefSeq, a predicted model, not a curated record
AGAACUGUCAAUAUUAGAAUAUUAGUUAGUCAGCCAGUCAGUCAGUCAUUGUAGCCUGUCUGUUUUUAACAUAAGAGGAAUGUACGUCCAGGACUAUGUGUGUCCCCGGCGUUGUAUGUGUGUUCUGUUCUGGCUGUGUGCGUGUGCUAUGGUGACUCUUCUUACCGGUGUACUCUGCAGCGAUGGGACGGUUCCGACAGCUCCGUCAGACCCCCCCUCCCCUCCAGAGGUACGUUGCUGGUCUCCCAGUUACCCCUUCAAAGCCCUCUGCUCCUGGUCUGAGCCGCCACAGACCCCGCUUCCCAUACAGUACAUCACCACCUACAGUAUGAAAGGCGGAGAGAUCCAGCAGUGCCGUCCCUACCCCACCUCCAUGCCGCCUCUCCCCAGCCCAGAGUCCUCUCUCCCUGGGGUGAAUGGCUCCUCUCCAGGGGCGAGGAGGCUCUGUGUCCUAGAGGGUCUAAAGCUCUACACGUCUUACAAGCUCAACAUCACAGCAGUCAACCCUAAUGGCAGCGCCUCCCACCUACAGACCUUCACAAUAGAGGAUAUUGUGAAGCCGGACCCCCCUGUGAAUGUGACUGUGCGAGUCGUUCCCGGGAAGUGGAAGCUGUUAGUGAAGUGGGCCCCUCCCCCUUCCUGGUCUGACCACACCCUCUUCCCCCUCAAGUACCAAGUCAGAUACCACUGGGACAACAAGGGUACCCCACAUGAGAUCACCUUGGAUCCAUUUGAGGACACCAAGAAGGUUCUACCAGGGCUGUUUCCUGGGAGGUCUUAUGUAGUUCAGGUGUGUUCCAUAGAACUGAUGGGGCUGGGACAGAGCAGUGACUGGAGUCUACCUAUUACUAUCACUAUGCCUGCACACUGAACACACACACACACACACACACUGAGAUAACACACACACAUGCUCAUGUGUACACACACACACAGGUCACAUGCAUAGAUCAAACGCAUUUGUAAACCACAACUUGGCUUAACAAUGAUAAUAAAAACACUUUAUUUGUAAGGCACUUUC